Molecule: messenger RNA, 2107 nt
Organism: Athene cunicularia (burrowing owl)
Lineage: Eukaryota; Metazoa; Chordata; Aves; Strigiformes; Strigidae
Gene: PCIF1
Product: PDX1 C-terminal inhibiting factor 1
Exons: 11
Coding region: 568-2037 (489 amino acids)
Cellular component (GO): nucleus
Molecular function (GO): mRNA (2'-O-methyladenosine-N6-)-methyltransferase activity; RNA polymerase II C-terminal domain binding
Source: RefSeq, a predicted model, not a curated record
GCAGUCUGCGGUGCUGUUUCAGAAACUUCCCCGGGGGAAGAAUGGUGACUAAGAGAGGAAGAGCCUGGCUGUUUCUCUCCAGCUGGCAACAUUAAAUUAUGAUUAAGUGGAGCUUUAUUGUUUCAACAGACCUUCUUUUGCAUAAUUGUUAUGCAGAUGAAAAAGUACCAAAGGCUACACCUCCUGGCUGGCGCCUUGCAGCUAGCCUGGGCCUGGGACAUACUGAGGAGGAUAAUUCAGGAGUUCCCGACUAGGGAACAGGCUAGGGCCUCUGGUCCUCUGAAAGACAGAAGUUGGUAUUGGUGAAGCACUAGGGCUUUUUUAUAUAGCAGAAAUACUUUAAUAAAAGCCUUUUGUUUAAAUUCCGUGCAGUUAUGUGUGUGUAAAUGUUGGUUUAAACUGUCUCUGAAAAUAACAGAUCAGAUACGGCCAGUGGUAUUAGCGUGGCAGAAGGUGGUAUGUGUUCACAGAGGAAUGUAUUUUAUUUUUUAUGCUCUCAGUCCUGAUGUCUGGGACCAGACGCUGCACUCUUAGGAGAGAUCUAGCCAAAAAUGUGGUUGCUGAGAAAUGGCCAAUGAGAAUCACGGAAGCCCUGCGGAGGAAGCGUCUCUCAUGAGUCACUCACCUGGCACCUCCAACCAGAACCAGCCCAGCUCCCCCAAACCUAUGCGACUGGUACAGGACCUGCCAGAUGAGCUGGUGCAGGCUGGCUGGGAGAAGUGCUGGAGCAAGCGGGAGAAUCGCCCUUACUACUUCAAUCGCUUCACUAACCAGUCUCUGUGGGAAAUGCCUGUUCUGGGCCAGCACGAUGUCAUUUCAGACCCUCUGGGACUGAACGCGGCUCCGAUGCCGCUGGAAGGUGGGAUGAUAGAUUCCUCUGUGGAGAGCAAGCAGAGGAAGAGGAGAUUCUCUGAGGAGGUUCCACCGAGCGGCAACAGUGUGAAAAAGCCAAAGGUGGACGUCCCAGGGAACCCAGCUGCUCAGGCAGUCCCCAGCUCUCCCAGUAUUCCAGGAACCUCCGUUCUGAAGGCAUGGUGUGUUUCACCUGAAGAUAAACAGCAGGCAGCUCUCUUACGACCAACUGAAGUAUAUUGGGACCUGGAUAUUCAGACAAAUGCAGUGAUUAAGCAGAGAGCACCAUCUGAAGUGCUUUCUCCACACCCCGAGGUGGAGCUGCUUCGAUCCCAGCUCAUUCUCAAACUGCGGCAACAUUAUCGUGAGCUCUGCCAGCAACGAGAAGGGAUUGACCCCCCAAGGGAGUCCUUUAAUCGCUGGAUGUUGGAGAGGAAGGUGGUUGAUAAAGGGACAGAUCCUCUCUUACCGAGUGACUGCGAGCCAGUAGUGUCUCCUUCCAUGUUCAGAGAGAUCAUGAAUGACAUUCCCAUCAGGUUAUCCAGAAUCAAGUUCCGGGAGGAAGCCAAGAGACUGCUCUUUAAGUAUGCGGAGGCUGCGAAGCGGCUGAUUGAAUCCAGGAGUGCUUCGCCAGACAGCAGGAAGGUGGUGAAGUGGAACGUGGAGGACACCUUCAGCUGGCUGCGACGGGACCAUUCUGCCUCGAAGGAGGACUACAUGGACCGCCUGGAGCACUUACGCAAACAAUGUGGGCCCCACGUGUCUGCUGCAGCAAAGGACUCUGUUGAAGGCAUCUGCAGUAAGAUUUACUACAUAUCCCUUGAAUACGUCAAGCGGAUCCGGGAGAAGCAUCUUGCCAUACUCAAAGAGAACAAUAUAUCGGCUGAGAUAGAAGCUCCUGAAGUCCAGGACAGGCUCGUGUACUGUUACCCAGUGAGACUGGCCAUCCCCUCCCCACCACUCCCCAGCGUGGAAAUGCACAUGGAGAACAAUGUGGCGUGUGUGCGGUACAAGGGGGAGAUGGUGAAAGUGAGCCGCAACUACUUCAGCAAGCUGGUAAGGGCUGACUGCCGGCGCUGCCCGGCCCGCCCAGAGCAGGGGCUGUGCGUGGGGCGCGGGCCGGGCCCAGGGGUCGGACCCUGCCCUCGCGGUAGCAGCCGGGAGGACGAGCUCCUUUCACCUUAGUCGGGGUCAGGCUUCUGCUGGGAAUCCUCCCGAGGCGUUGGUGUGCGCUUGGGGUCGUGCUGCGCUGCGA